Molecule: messenger RNA, 881 nt
Organism: Camellia sinensis
Lineage: Eukaryota; Viridiplantae; Streptophyta; Magnoliopsida; Ericales; Theaceae
Source: RefSeq, a predicted model, not a curated record
ACCAUGAACGGGGACGAUGGUGUGGGCGAGGACGAGGUCAAGGUCGUGGUCGAGGUCGUGAUCCAGUUUCGGUAGAAUAUGAUAUUCCCAGUGCCAGUCAAAGUGGGGGCCGAAGCCAAAGACGAGUUGAAGGUUAUGAUAUGCCUGACAUUGUUGUGGAGGAUACCUCUUUACCUGAUUCUCCUCCUGUCCAGGAAGAGUACCUUACUCAUGCUUUUCCAGGUGGACCGACUGAUCCGUCAAUACUGCGGAGUUUCAAUAGUCAUGUGGCUGCAGCUAUUUGGCACGGGGAGUUAGCUCGUUGCAUUUAUCGGUUCGUCAACAAGCUUCUAAUCUCCAGUUUUGUUGAGAGAUGGCAACCUGAGACGAACACAUUUCACAUGACAAUUGGUGAGAUGACCUUGACCCUGGAUGAUGUUGGCAUUAUUCUUGGCCUUCCCAUUGUAGGCAAAUCAGUCAGCAUACCAGAUGUGACAGAUCAUCAUGGAGUUACAUUACUCGUUUAUGGCUUGGGGAUUACUGAACGUGCAGCACAUGAAGAGGUUUCUUCUGCUGGUGGCAAUUCAGUCAGGCUUGAAUGGUUGCAAAGUCAGUUUGCUGGUGUCACAGAUUCAGACCCCGAUGAGGCUAUACAGUGCGCUGCAAGAGCUUAUUUGUUGUUUCUGUUGGGAUGUACACUCUUCAGUGACAAGAGUGGCGGCAGGGUUCCCGUUGUUUACCUCGGCUUGUUGAUGGAUUUGGGAUCCAUACAUACUUAUGCCUGGGGUGCUGCUGUAUUAGCAUUUUUAUAUAGACAAUUGGGGUUUGUUAGCCGGUCUGGGAUUAAGCAGAUGGGUGGUUAUAUGACUCUUUUGGAGGCGUGGAUUUAUGAGCACUUCUGA